Molecule: messenger RNA, 2409 nt
Organism: Dendrobium catenatum
Lineage: Eukaryota; Viridiplantae; Streptophyta; Magnoliopsida; Asparagales; Orchidaceae
Product: ATP-dependent DNA helicase Q-like 1
Exons: 11
Coding region: 65-1915 (616 amino acids)
Biological process (GO): double-strand break repair via homologous recombination
Cellular component (GO): nucleus; chromosome; cytoplasm
Molecular function (GO): nucleic acid binding; four-way junction helicase activity; ATP binding
Source: RefSeq, a predicted model, not a curated record
UCGGCGAAACCAGCGAUCGAGAGAGCGAGAGAGAGAGAGAGAGAGAGAGAGAGAGAGAGAGAGAAUGGAGGUAGAAAUGGCGCGACUUCUAAGCUUGGCGAUUGAUUUUGGAUUCAACGAGGACGAAGCCAAGAAGUGCCUAGAUAGGCUCGUUGAUCUGUAUGGAGAGGAUGGUAAAGAAUUUGUCACUGUAGAGCAUUGUGGUGAUGACUUUCUUGCUGCAUUGGCCGACUCUGUGCAAGAGAAUGAGGAUUGGGAUGAUCUACAAGCUAUUGAAUCUGAAGCUUGUGGAGUUUUGAAUAGCAUUUUUGAAGAAGAAUGUGCUAAUAAUGCUGAAGAAGCUAUAGAUGGGGAUGUAUCUCAGCGUUUCAAGAAAGAAAAUCCCAAUAUGCAUUGGAGACCUGAUAAUUUAAAUUGUUCAAGUUCAUUCAUUAAUGAUGAAGAUUCAGACUUGGAAGUAUUGAACCAGAAGGAUAUUAUUGGCCGGCAUUCUACCUUUGAUCUGAAAAAGGGUCAAGCUCAUCUUCAGUGUCCAUUAAAAGAGUCACUAAACUCUAAGAUUGCCGGACACAAAAAUCAGAAGAGUGAAGCCGCAUCAGCAUAUGUUAGCAAGGAUGAACAGACUAACGCAUCUUUGACGUUUGAAGAACUGAAGGCAAUGGAUCAAAUUGGAUUGGCUAACGUAGUUGUUUUUGGCAACAGAACUUUUCGACCUUUGCAGUAUCAAGCCUGUAAAGCAGCAAUGGAAAACAAGGAUUGUUUUGUUCUUAUGCCCACUGGUGGAGGUAAAAGCUUAUGCUAUCAGCUUCCGGCAAUUCUUCAUCCUGGCAUUACUAUUGUCAUUUGUCCUCUCCUUUCUUUAAUUCAAGAUCAAAUCUUUACUUUGAAUGUUAAAUAUGGGAUAGCGGCAACCUUUCUGAAUUCACAGCAAACUACUUCGCAGUCUUUGGCAGUAAUUCAAGAACUUAGAAAAGAGCGGCCAACAUGCAAACUAUUGUAUGUCACCCCGGAAAGGCUUGCUGGAAAUAUGUCAUUCAUGGAUAUCCUGAGGUGUCUACAUCAGAAGGGUCUUCUAGCAAGAUUUGUAAUUGAUGAAGCGCAUUGUGUUAGCCAAUGGGGACAUGAUUUUCGUCCAGACUAUCGAGGACUAGGCUGCCUUAAACAGAACUUUCCUAGAGUGCCCCUGAUGGCAUUAACGGCAACUGCCACUCACUCAGUUCGGAAGGAUAUUUUAACUACUUUAAGGAUUCCUGGUGCGCUUGUUCUUGAGGCAAGCUUUGAUAGGCCUAAGCUGAAGUAUGAAGUUGUGGUAAAAUGCAAAGAUUCACUGAAACAACUUGGGCAACUGAUAAAAAACCGUUUCAAUAAUAUGUGCGGAAUAGUAUAUUGUCUGUCAAAAAAUGAAUGCGUUGAGGUUUCAAAUUACUUGAAUCAGAAGUGCAAGAUAAAGACUGUUUAUUAUCAUGCUGGUUUGGCAGCUCGCCAGAGAGUUACUGUUCAAAAGAAGUGGCAGACUGGGGAGGUUCAAGUCGUCUGUGCCACUGUUGCAUUUGGAAUGGGGAUAGACAAAGCAGAUGUUCGGUUUGUUAUUCAUAAUACGCUGUCAAAAUCAAUUGAGAGCUAUUACCAAGAAUCAGGGAGGGCUGGAAGGGAUGAUCUUCCAGCAGCUUGUGUUGCCCUGUACCAGAAGAAAGAUUUCAGUAGAGUUGUUUGCAUGCUGAGGCAUGGGCAGGGUUUCAAAAGUGAAAGCUUUAAGACAGCCAUGCUCCAGGCAAAGAAAAUGCAAGAAUAUUGUGAGCUAAAGACAGAAUGCCGAAGACAGAUGCUUCUGGAGCACUUUGGGGAGUCUAUUGACAGGAAUUGCUGCAAAUUCGGCCCCAGUCCUUGUGAUAACUGCUUAAAGUUGCCUUCCUGACACUGUUUUACUUGCCAGACAGCCGAGAUUCUUCGCGGAGAAUUCUAUAUUAUGGAAUGCAUCAAUAAAUCCAUAGGUUUGAAGUCAAAGCAGGAGUACGUUGUAGAAGACAUCAAUGAGUCUAGCAAAUGGAAAUUAUGGUGGGAGCUUGCUUUAGAAGGAAUCGACAUGUUAGGAAGCUUUUGAAGAAGAAAAGGAGUUUAUAAAUUGGGGACAAAUUGACUAAUCAAAGGAGAGACAAAAAAUUAGAUUUAGCAUUUUUAAUUCAGUCAGCUCAUGAGCCAAUGAACCAAGAUGGCUUAAUAAGUUUGACUUAUGAGCUCGCUAUUGAGUUGAGUUCAAGUUGGCUCAUGAGCUUGCUCGGCUUGCUUACACCUCUAAUUUGUACUUGUGUUUAAAUGUUUGUACUUUUGUUCUAUUUUUGUUGUUUUAUUGCUUGUCAACUUUUGCUUUUUGGACAUGUCAAAAGUAGUAGGAGAAUGUGGGUUUAUUUC